Molecule: messenger RNA, 953 nt
Organism: Scomber japonicus (chub mackerel)
Lineage: Eukaryota; Metazoa; Chordata; Actinopteri; Scombriformes; Scombridae
Gene: mrpl1
Product: mitochondrial ribosomal protein L1
Source: RefSeq, a predicted model, not a curated record
CAUGGCAACGUGCACGCGGACUGUGUGGAAAGUUGUAUCAGGAUGUCAGAGGCAGCUGCUGUCUGCUGGAGUCCCACUCAGCACCCUGAGGAGAAUCCCCGCCAGGAGCUUCGCCGUCAAGAUACGAAGGCAAGACAAGAAAGAGGAAGCGGAGAAGGUGGUGAAGAAAGAGAAGAAGGUGAUCGAUGACUCGGGCAGACACAAGCCGUUUGGUAAGACAGCGUGGGCUCCCGUAGACGACGUGUACAUACUGAGGUACUAUCCCAGGACCAAGUACGCAGCAGAGGACGCCGUAGACCUGCUCAAGAACUUCCUUCUAGACUUCACUCCUCACAACCAGCCGGUCUACAUCGACCUGAGGCUGGACAUGAAGCUGGAGAAGAAGAAAAGAGUCGACCCCUUUGUGGCAACGGUGCAUCUCCCUCACUCCUUCAAAACAGGGACCAACAAAGUUAUAGCUUUCACUGAGAAACUCAUACAGAAGAUCCUGGAUGAUGAGAUCUCAGCAGACUUCUACAUCGCGGCUCCUCUCAUUCUACCUAAACUCUCUCCUCUGAAGAACAAGCUGAGGAAGAAGUUCCCUAAAGGCAACAGAGGCUCAGUCGGGACCAACUUCUCCCAGAUGUUACAGCUGUUUAACACGGGUCACGAGUAUCUGGUGGAGGACGGCUGCUACAUCAGGACGCAGAUCGCCACGCUCGACUUUCCAAAAGAACACAUCCUGUCCAACCUGAAAAUCCUGAUGGACGUUUGCUCCCAUCGGCCGGCCGACAGCGGGCCUUUCAUCGAGCGAGCGAUCAUCGCCAGUCACACCAGUGAAGCUCUGUGGUUCAACAGCGCCGACCUCUUACCCAAACCAGCCGAGGAGAACAAGGAGGCAGAGGAGGAGUAACCUUUCUCACUUCAUUAUGUAUAUAAAUAUAUAUAUAUGUCUGUCCACUGUGCUGAAUAAA